Labrus mixtus (cuckoo wrasse) is the source of this 7523-nucleotide messenger RNA. It is a transcript of the gene garem1, whose product is annotated as GRB2 associated, regulator of MAPK1. Gene Ontology annotation, molecular function: proline-rich region binding. The transcript is spliced from 6 exons. Lineage: Eukaryota; Metazoa; Chordata; Actinopteri; Labriformes; Labridae. Gene Ontology annotation, biological process: epidermal growth factor receptor signaling pathway; cellular response to epidermal growth factor stimulus. The coding region runs from base 230 to 2815 and encodes 861 amino acids. The record is from RefSeq and is a predicted model, not a curated record.
CCGUUAUUGAUGUAGAGCAGACUAAACAAACAUGGCUCUGUAUCAGACAUCAAGCCUUCAUGAUACGUAGAUAAAUGAUCAAUGAGUAAAUAUGCCACGGUUAAUAAGAAAACAAAGCCUCAUAAACGGCGUACAUGAACAGUGUUAGGCUAGUUAGUUCAGCGUCUCCUUUUUGUGACCGUGUUUACUCUUUGCUAACUCUCUGGUUGGCUAAUGUAAGCUAGCAAAGAUGGACCUUGGCACAAUGUUGUACAAAAAUUUAAAAGAUGUCACCUGGAGCUCGACGGCCCUGCCGUUAGAUCACCUGGUCGGUGCGUACAGGCUGCCGCAGAUUGUCAAGCUGGAUGACGGUCAGCUGGUCGAAGGCCUCAGGGACAACGACUACCUCUUGAUUCAUUCCUGCCGUCAGUGGACGACUAUUACCGCUCACAGUCUGGAGGAGGGACAUUACGUCAUCGGGCCCAAAAUAGAGAUUCCAGUUCACUACGAAGGUCAGUUUAAGCUUCUGGAGCAGGACAGAGAUGUGAAGGAGCCGGUGCAGUACUUCAACAGUGUGGAGGAGGUUGCCAAAGCAUUCCCAGAGAGGGUUUACGUCAUGGAGGAAAUAACGUUCAAUGUUAAGAUGGCUUCAGGUGAAUGUAAUGAAGACACUGAAGUUUACAACAUCACUCUGAGCACAGGGGAUGAACUGACACUAAUGGGGCAGGCGGAGAUCCUCUAUGCAAAGACCUCCAAAGAAAAAUCAAGAUUCAACACCAUUUUCAAAAAGAUCGGGAAGCUAAACUCGAUCAGUAGGAUCGGGCGGGGAAAGAUGCCGUGUUUGAUCUGCAUGAACCAUCGCACCAACGAGAGCAUCAGCCUGCCGUUCCAGUGUAAAGGCAGGUUCAGCACGUGCAGUCCGCUGGAGCUCCAGAUGCAGGACGGCGAGCACACCAUCAGGAACAUCGUGGAGAAAACCCGCCUCCCUGUGAACGUCACAGUGCCCGGCAGCCCGCCCCGCAACCAGCACGACCUCCACCUCAUCCGCGAAGGUCACCGCUACAAACUGGUUAACAUUCAGACCAAGACUGUGGUAGUGUGCUGCAUCCUGCGAAGCAACAAAAUCAUCCCCACCCACUUUCCCUUCCACAUGGCCAUGCCCAGGUUCAUUAUUCCAGAGGAGCUGCUGCAGGGCGAGCUGUGGCUGGACACCAUGGUGCACCGCUGGUUCUCCUUCUGCCAGGAGCAGUUCGACAUAGACGACUACUCUCGAGCCGUCAGGGACGUGCGCACGGACUGGAACGACGAGGGUAAGAGCCCCAAGAAGAGCAGCGGUAAUGGAAGCUGCAGUGGAAGCAGCGGAGGGAGCUACACCAACGGCUGUCCCAACCAAAUGCACAUUCCCAGCUCUUUAACCUACGCCCGCGACGAACUCACGCAGUCAUUCCACAGACUCUCUGUGUGCGUGUACGGCAGCAACCUGCACGGGAACAGUGAGGUGAACCUACAGGGCUGCAUGACUCUGUGUGGAGACUGGGCUCCGCUGCCGUCUGACUGCAUAGACUCAGGAGAGAACGAACACUUUUUCCCCGAGCUGUCGGACAGCUCAAACCAACAACGGUCCCUCGACAAGUCUGACGUCCCCUACGAGGAGCUGUGGUUGGAUCACCUGAGAGGGCAGAUCCCUAAACCUUCUUCAAGUGAGGGACUUCGAGGCGUCGACAACGGCUGCUCUUCAACAGCAGCUCUGUCACUCCCGGUCACGUGUCCCGUCAGUGCAGCGACCAGUUCAGAUGUUUCUCUUACUCCACCACCCGUCCCACCCAAGUCCGAGGCUGUGAAGGAAGAAUGCCGUCUAUUGAACGCUCCCCCGAUUCCUCCCCGCAGUUUGAAACAGAUGCCGUCAGUCCCCGUCCUGACGAAGCCUCGGCAGCAGGACACUCGUUCUCCGAGUCCAACCCUCUCCUAUUACUCCUCUGGUCUCCACAACAUUAGUGGAACGAGUGAGCCAGAGGCAGCUGACCCUCAGGAGCAGAGUCCCGUGUGCUACCCCUGUAACUGGGCUACGUCCAGCAGCACUGAACCAAACACUACGCUGUCCAGCGGCAGCCUGCCGUCUGACGGGAAGUCCUCCAGGUUGUCUUGGCCGAAUAACUUCAGCGGAGGAGAAUCCCACGGCGUGGAAGAGUUCCUGCCAGCCAGCUGUCGGAGCUACUACAGCUACCCCAGAAAGAGAACCCCGAGCACCCCGAAGACCUGCACGUCCAGCCUGGUGGACUUUGAUGGCAGAGAGCAUGCACACAGCAGUAAGGACUUCAGGCUGCAGGAAGCCUCUCUCAACCAGUUCUGCACCAAAUCUUCAAGUUACAAUUCAGAGAUGUACAGAGACAAACGGAUAGAAGAGUCAAACACUAAGCAGAGCCGCUCUUGCCCCAUUUUACCUCCCAGGACUCCAAAAUCAAACGCUGUAAAGAAGUGCGCAGAUUUACCGACAGGAUCGAUCUGUGACGGCCCACAGGAGACAUCGACCAGCUCUCCGACUCAGACAGAGCCGGGCACUAAAGAGAUAUUUUCCAUUUCCAACACAUUAACUCUGGACUGCCCGUCCUGGCAGCCCCCGUCCUGUCUGUCGGGUCUGUCCAUCGAAGAGGUUUCUAAAUCUCUGAGGUUUAUCGGCCUGCCAGACGACAUCGUGUCUCUGUUUGUGUCUGAGAAGAUCGACGGGAAUUUACUCCUGCAGCUAACAGAGGAGAUUCUGUCUGAGGACUUCAAGCUGAGCAAACUGCAGGUGAAGAAACUGAUGCAGUUCAUAAACGGGUGGAGGCCCAAGAUCUAACUAAGAGUAUGUGACACUAAACCCUGUGAGGACACAGAGACGGCUAUGCCUUCAGUAUAUAUGCUAAGUAUGCAGACACACACACCAAGACACACAGUUUGUUUUUGUACUACAUGAAUGAUUUCCUGGUUCCUUUAAUGUGUGGGAGACUCGCUCCUGUUUGAAGUCUGUGACUGUGAAUCAUCGGGCACUUUCAUGAAGACGUUUUCAUGUCGGCUUCUUCUUAGUACUUAGUUCACCCAAAGUCUACAAUGUGUUCAUCAACAAACAAGGCGCUUAUUUAAAGUCAAAAAACAUCUGACGCAACAAGGACGAGAAAAAACACUAAAGCCCCGUUUCCACCUAGCAGUCCGGUUCGGUACGGUCCACAUUUAUUGUCGUUUCCACAGUCAAAAGUUGGGAAGGGUACCAAAGUAACUGAUCCGUACUGUCCUACUUUUUUGCUACCUUUCUGUUGGGGUGCUAAGGGUACUGAUCCGUCCCUAAAGGAGCUAGGCACACUGCAGUCUGUUGAUUGGUUGAACUUCCCGUUUGACAGUGGUUAUAAAGGACAAACAUAAAACCCUCCAUGUUUAAAUAUGAAUUUGAAGAGAGUCAUUUCAAGGCUGUUUUUGUUUUUUUGUGACCACUGUCAGCUCGUAGCUCCGCCCCCAUGGACGACCUUGGAGAUGCAGACUUUCAUUGAUUUUUGUUUACUGUAUCAUGUUCUUCUUCUUUGUUGGAUUUAUUGGCGGUCUAAGUGAUGUGUUAGGGUACAGUUGGCUGUGGAAACGCAAGCAAGAUCUGGAUUUACUGAACCAAACUGCUUGGUGGAAACGUGGCUUAAAUACAUUUUAAUGUUAGAAUAUCACAACAUCCUUUAAGUCCUAGACUUUUAAAAGAUCACAAAACAACCAGAGCUGUCUAACGGACUAUGAGCUGUAUGUGGAUGGAUUUAAUAAGCAGAGCUGUAACGUUGUUGUAGUUCAGUCUGAUGUGAAAUAAGGAGGAGUAGCGUGGGGUUAACUCCUGCAGACUUCUCACAGGGUCACUUAUAGAGGAUGUUGCUGCAAGGUCUUUCUAAUCAUCCUUUUCACUCCCUCAGUCUUAAAGUAGGAACCAGCUCGCAGGUUUUAAAACACCUAUAGCGGCUAAGCCUAAACCUUAAAGCCACUGAGGGGCUACAUAGACGGGCUAAUCUAGCCUAUUGAUGGACGCGCUUGCCGGCUUCGCUCCUGAGCGUAAGAAUUCGAAAUAAGACAGUCCAAUAUCUUCUUCGUUUAUAUUUAUUUCUCAUUCCAUCGUUGUCUUGAUUACGGUCACGUGAGCUGUUCAAUAAUCCAGACAUUUCCAUUUCCAUUCACUCCUGUUACCUUGUCAAAAAAGUUUAAUUGCUCCCCGUCUAGCAACACCUGACACCCCAGUGAUAGUUCCUACCUAUAUAUACAUAUAUAUAUAUAUAUAUAUAUAUAUAUAUGUAUAUAUCACCUUAACCUAAAGGCGACACCCGCUGGAACAAUUUGUGUUUGCAUUUCCUAAACAUGGCUCCUACAACACCGUUAAACUCGUCUUCAGGGUGACUCUGACAUCUUUCAACCUGAAGCUCGUUUCGUCCACAUAGUGGGGUUGAAAUGGUUAAUAGGCACAAAAGUUUCAGAAAACACGAGUCAUUCAUUCAGCUGAGUCCUUUAAGGCGACUGUUCCCGAUCAAAGUGCUCAGCGUGUGUCGGGUAAUGGGUAACAUCAUACAAGGUGAACAAAUUAGAGAAGCAACAACAUCAGGGGAGCAGCUUAGCUCAGAGUGGUAGUCGAGUGGUCUCUCACUGAGGACAGCAUGCAAACCUGCGUCACGCCCUGCACACACACACACACACGAGCGUCACUCUGUGUUUCUGGGACACACGUUUAAGUUCUUCUUUGUUUCAGCUUUUCUCCUUAUUUUUGAUCCACAAACUAUUCAACUCUAAAUACACAGAAGCCUCUUAUUAAGAGCUGCAACACCAGGCUGCUGAAAGAGACGGCCUUAAAUAAGGAUAUUUAUUUUUAAUCGCAUAAAUGGCAUGAACGCUCAGCUGACGAGUCCAAAGUAAUAUGAACCUUGUGACAUCAAACAUUUGCCCGUUCCCUUUAGCUCAUUAACGUUUAGAUCUGAAGCCAGUUCAUUCUCCUGUGGUCACGUUAAUGUUGUGACUUUUGAUCCACCAGAAGUUUCUUUCUUUCAAAAUCAAAGUAUUUUUCAUAAAUAAAUAAAGUAACUUAGCCUUUAAUCAUAUAUAUAUAAAAAAAAAGCCUAACAAAAACUGUUUUAGAAAUCAAAUAAUGGAACUACAAACAUGGCGAGUCAUCGUGGUUAAAACAAUAUAAUAUAAAAUCAGAUUUCCUGGUGUCUCGUCUUUGAAGUCCGGUCUGCAUCAGAGAAAUGUUCAUUAACGUAAAGUUAAUCUGUGAGUCUGUGGUGAUGUUCACUAACUUAGAAAAAAGAAAAGGAACAAAGUGAGAUGUGUGAUGAAUCAUUUAAAGGUACAGUCCUUAAAAAUAAAUUAAUAAUAACCAAAAAUAUCAGCAACGGUCUGUACGUCGCUCUGACUCUACAUCCUGUUAGAAUGUGCAAACUCUAAUGAUCAUCGGUGUCUUUGUGUGCAACAUGAUGUCAUUUAAAGAUCUUUCUAUUUGAUGCCUUUUAAUCUGAAUUUAAAUUAACUCUUAGUACAUGUUUUAAAGGAGCAAUAUGUAACUGACACCUAGUGUUUAAAAUGGGUACUGCAGUCUAAAUUGAAAACAUUGUGGAGAGCUGUCUCCCCCCCCUUCUCUGGUCCAAACAAAUCCAGAUCAUUCAGGAGCAGAAUCUAAAGUUAGAAGGAGGACAUACUGACUGCUGCAUUGUUGUCAGAGAAGCCAGCACUUCAACGUAGCAUGUUUCAUUAAUGUCUGAUCAGAUAGUAAGAUACCUUUAUCAUUUACAGAUUGCUCCUUUAGUCUGAAUAUGUCUGACUUGGACUAAAGAGAAUCCCGUCCUAACAUCCAGCAGCAGUAACAGACCAUGACGGUCUCCAGAGAAUACUAAUUAUGCAUCGAGCACUUUGGUGGAUUUCAGACUAAUUAGUGGCGUUGAAGGUUGUUAAAUAUAAAGUUAUUAAAGAGUCUAUAAAAAUGUUUUUAAAGAGGUACUUAUGUUGUUCUCUCUGUUUGUACACUAACUGCUCUAACGCUAAAUGUCUGCGCCUUAAACCCAGAGGCCUUAACGUUUCAGAUAGUUUCCCUUGUGCUCAACAUUUCCCUCCCUGUCUUCAUGAGAAGCUCCUGAUGGGACAGAAUAUUACAAAGUGUUUCCCUGAGAGCUCAAACUCAGAGCCAUCUGUGACAGUGACAUGUUGUGUUUUAUGGUACCAGUCAUUCUUAACUAUGAACUCAGAGUUAUUUAAUUUAUGCAGCCAUGAAACUGUAUAUACUGUAUAAAUAUGCAGCGCAGUAAAUGUGAGAUGUGUGUGAUUCAUGAAGGUGCCUCAGUAACAGCAGCCUCUGUACCAACACACAGGUCUGAUCUGUUCUUCUUUUGUAUUCUUUUGCUCGCUGACACUUCUCGCAGCGGGAUGUUACAUAUUUUUAUUUUGUAUGUAAGUGCAAAUAUAUAAUGUCAUUUUUUUUAAAGAAUGAUUACUAAUGUUGAAAAUAUUUUUAUUGAAAAAAAGCUCAUGUUCAAAUGUACUUCUUGUUAAUCUUGUAAAAUUCAGGUUGUAUUUGGGUUCAUCGCAACGCACGUUCAAACGACACCCAGUCAGCUGGAAGCCACACUCACAUGACAUGCACAGAGACCAAAAAAAAUCGACUUUCUACGCCUCCUGUCCAGAUUGUUCUGCAGUUCUCCAACAUGUCUGUCCCCUAAAGGUCACAUAUUAUGCAACAUUUUCUAACACUAACGUGUCCCUAGUCCGUCUACAAAACCCCCAAUGUUGAGAAAAGUCCAUUAAAAAAAUGAGUGCUCAAACAGGCUGUUUGGAGAUUUUUCCUUCAUGACAUCACAAAGGGCAGUAACCCCUCCCCCAGGUGGGUGUCACUCCCACAGCUAGGUGUUUGUUCUGCCCUCUGAGUGUGCCUUCUCACCGUAAACAAUAGAACAUGGAACGAGAAAGCCCUUCCAGAGAGGGGGCGUGGUCAGACACAGCUCAUUUACAUAUUUAAAGGUACAGACACAGAAACAGCCUGUUCUGAGCAGGGCUGAAAUAGAGGGGUUUAUAGACAUGAUCAAAUACAGGAUCAGAGUGGAUUUAGAACAAGAAACUUCACACACAUGUUUUGAGGAGCUUUGAGACUUAUUUACACUGAAGAAGAGGAGGAGGAUAUGUGACCUUUAACUCUUUAAUAACAUGGUGGUUAAUGUUCUAUGCAAAGUCUCGGCAGAGACCGGAAGAACAAAACAGAGUAUUAUGUUUAAAAUCACAGCAGUGUUUGUUUCAGGGGGAAUCAAAAUGCCAAAGGAUGUGAACCUGAAUACUCCUGAAUAGUCUGUGAACAUGUGACCCUCCGGUCCCCACAGCGGUGAUACUGAAGUGAUGGAAGUGUGUGAACUGUGGACGGAGGCCCGCAUGAAUUAAUGUGGAGGUGAAUAAAGAACUGUGACUCUGGGUUUGAUUACAUUUGAUCAGCAUUUCUGAAAACUGAACUUACUGACGGUUAUGUUUCGACUUCUGUUUUUUUUGAUUGUAUAAUCUAUUAAAAAUGGAUUAACUGA